GCCGCCACCAUGGGUUUCGAGUUGGAUCGCUUCGACGGCGACGUGGACCCUGAUCUGAAGUGCGCCUUGUGCCACAAGGUCCUGGAGGACCCGCUGACCACCCCGUGCGGCCACGUAUUCUGCGCCGGCUGCGUGCUGCCCUGGGUAGUGCAGGAGGGCAGCUGCCCCGCGCGUUGUCGCGGUCGCCUAUCGGCCAAGGAGCUCAACCACGUCCUGCCCCUCAAGCGUCUCAUCCUCAAGUUGGACAUCAAGUGCGCGCACGCGGCGCGGGGCUGCGGCCGGGUGGUCAAGUUGCAGGACUUGCCCGAGCACCUGGAGCGCUGCGACUUCGCGCCCGCGCGCUGCCGCCACGCGGGCUGCGGCCAGCUGCUGCUGCGACGCGACGUGGAGGCCCACAUGCGCGACGCGUGCGACGCGCGGCCCGUGGGUCGCUGCCAGGAGGGCUGCGGGCUGCCGCUGACGCACGGCGAGCAGCGGGCGGGCGGCCACUGCUGCGCGCGGGCUCUGCGGGCGCACAACGGAGCGCUGCAGGCCCGCCUGGGCGCGCUGCACAAGGCGCUCAAGAAGGAGGCGCUGCGGGCCGGCAAGCGCGAGAAGUCGCUGGUGGCGCAGCUGGCCGCCGCGCAGCUCGAACUGCAGAUGACCGCGCUGCGCUACCAGAAGAAGUUCACCGAGUACAGCGCGCGCCUCGACUCGCUCAGCCGCUGCGUGGCCGCGCCGCCAGGCGGCAAGGGAGAAGAGACCAAAAGCCUGACUCUUGUCCUGCAUCGGGACUCUGGCUCCCUGGGAUUCAAUAUCAUUGGCGGCCGACCCUGUGUGGACAAUCAAGAUGGAUCCUCCAGUGAAGGAAUCUUUGUAUCCAAAAUAGUUGACAGCGGGCCUGCUGCCAAGGAAGGAGGCCUGCAAAUUCAUGACAGGAUUAUUGAGGUCAACGGCAAAGACUUAUCCCGAGCAACUCAUGACCAGGCUGUGGAAGCUUUCAAGACAGCCAAGGAGCCCAUUGUGGUGCAGGUGUUGAGGAGGACACCUCGAACCAAGAUGUUCACGCCUGCCUCAGAGUCGCAGCUGGUAGACACGGGCACCCAAACCGACAUCACCUUUGAGCACAUCAUGGCCCUGACAAAGAUGUCUUCUCCCAGCCCACCUGUGCUAGACCCCUACCUGCUGCCUGAAGAGCAUCCCGCAUCCCAUGACUACUAUGAUCCCAAUGACUACAUGGGGGAUAUCCAUCAGGACAUGGACAGAGAAGAGCUGGAGCUGGAAGAAGUGGGCCUCUACAGGAUGAACAGCCAGGACAAGCUGGGUCUCACUGUGUGCUACCGGACGGAUGACGAAGAUGACAUUGGGAUAUAUAUAAGUGAGAUUGACCCUAACAGCAUUGCAGCCAAGGAUGGACGGAUCCGUGAAGGAGAUCGCAUCAUCCAGAUUAAUGGCAUCGAAGUACAGAACCGUGAAGAGGCCGUGGCGCUUCUAACCAGUGAAGAAAACAAGAACUUUUCAUUGCUGAUUGCAAGGCCUGAGCUCCAGCUGGAUGAGGGCUGGAUGGACGACGACAGGAACGACUUCCUGGAUGACUUACACAUGGACAUGCUGGAGGAACAGCAUCACCAGGCCAUGCAGUUCACCGCCAGUGUGCUCCAGCAGAAGAAGCAUGAGGAAGACGGUGGGACCACAGACACAGCCACCAUCUUAUCCAACCAGCACGAGAAAGACAGUGGUGUCGGGCGAACGGAUGAGAGCACCCGCAAUGAUGAGAGCUCAGAACAGGAGAAUAACGGUGAAGAUGCUACGGCAUCCGCCAACCCGCUGGCAGGCCAGAGGAAGCUGACCUGUAGCCAGGACACCCUGGGCAGUGGCGACCUGCCUUUCAGCAAUGAGUCCUUCAUCUCUGCGGACUGUACCGAUGUGGACUACCUGGGCAUCCCAGAGGAUGAGUGCGAGCGUUUUCGCGAACUGCUGGAGCUCAAGUGCCAAGUGCAGAGCGCCAGCCCCUACAGCCUGUACUACCCUAGCAGCCCACUGGAUGCUGCUGGCAAGAGUGACCCCGAGAGCGUGGACAAGGAGCUGGAGCUACUCAAUGAGGAGUUGCGCAGCAUCGAGCUGGAGUGCCUGAGCAUCGUGCGCGCGCACAAGAUGCAACAGCUCAAGGAACAGUACCGUGAGUCCUGGAUGCUGCACCACAGUGGCUUCCGCAACUACAACACCAGUGUGGACGUGCGCCGCCAUGAGCUCUCGGACAUCACUGAGCUGCCGGAGAAGUCAGACAAGGAUAGUUCAAGCGCCUACAACACGGGGGAGAGCUGCAGAAGUACCCCACUCACCCUGGAGAUCUCUCCGGACAACUCCCUGCGGAGAGUAGCCGAGGGCAGUAGUGAAGGGGCCACAGCUAACAUCGAAGCUUACAGGCCAUCCCCCAAGAAUCUGCUCGCCAUCACUGAGGACCCUGAAGUAAGCACCCCAAGCUAUAACCCUAGUGCCAAAGAGCUGGACCCCAGCCAGGCUUUGGAGAUCAAAGAACGCCGAGGUAGCGAUGGCAGCAGGAGCCCCACCGCCAGCCCAAAGCUGGGCAAUGCCUACCUGCCCUCAUACCACCACUCCCCCUACAAACACGCGCACAUCCCAGCUCACGCGCAACACUACCAGAGCUACAUGCACCUGAUCCAGCAGAAGUCAGCAGUGGAGUAUGCGCAGAGCCAGAUGAGCCUGGUGAGCAUGUGCAAGGACUUGAACUCUUCUAACUCUGUGGAACCCAGGAUGGAAUGGAAAGUGAAGAUCCGCAGUGACGGGACGCGCUACAUCACCAAGAGGCCGGUGCGUGACAGGCUGCUGCGGGAGCGUGCGCUGAAGAUCCGCGAGGAGCGCAGUGGCCUGACCACGGAUGAUGACGCCAUGAGUGAGAUGAAGAUGGGGCGCUACUGGAGCAAGGAGGAGCGCAAGCAACAUCUGGUGAAGGCCAAGGAGCAGAGGCGGAGGCGCGAGUUUAUGAUGCAGAGCAGGCUGGAUUGUCUGAAGGAGCAGCAGGCCUCCGACGACAGGAAGGAGAUGAACAUCCUGGAACUGAGCCACAAAAAGAUGAUGAAGAAGAGGAACAAAAAGAUCUUUGACAAUUGGAUGACUAUCCAAGAACUCUUAACCCACGGCACAAAAUCGCCAGACGGCACUAGGGUAUACAAUUCCUUCCUGUCGGUGACUACUGUAUAACUCUCACUUGUGUACAUACGAGAGACCACUACCAUUGGGGUAGACAUCCCUGCCUCGUUCAAUGCGGCAAGUUUUUGUAUAUAUAAGCCCGGCCAUCAUGUUGAUAGUCUAAAUUUGCCACUCCUGCAACUUUGGGUGUCCUGGCUCUGUUUUCAGUGGAGGGAAAAUACACCCUUACUCUCUUAGAAGGCAAUAUUAACAAGCAGCUUUUUUUCAAAUAGCAAUGGUAAUUUUUUACUUGUUAACCUUUUUCAUAAAGUGUUUAAAUUUCCAAAAGAUCUUUUAUUAAGCAUACUUUCACAGAAUAAUUUGUUUAAACUAUAUUCAUAUAAAAGAAGGUUAAACACGCUUUUUUUCUGCCUAAAACACAAAAUGCAACUGCCAGUAUGUAUUUUUAAUGGGUCCCUAUUUUGUAAUGUCACUUCGCUGAAUGUGUUUCAUACAAGUCACCAUUCAUUCAUACAGCUUAUAUCAGUUGGGGUUUCAACACAAACCAGCCAAAGUCUGGUUGGUGAUUUGACACACACACACAUACAUACACACACACACACACACACUAACCAAACUAGCAGCAUUUCUAGUCGGGAUAUCCAUUUUUAACAUUUUUAUGGUUAAGGUUCCCAAGAAGAGUGUCAAGGUUUUAACAGAAAGCAAAAUUUCCUGCAGCUUUGUGGACGCUUAAAGCAUGUUUGCAAAUAUUGCCGCCUGUUGGAAGAAUUUGCAUGUACAGGGAAGUCGCGGAUGGAGACCUGUUUGUGGAGUUUUAAGUGCUCAUUGUUGUAGACCUUUGCUUUGUAGAUUGGAAGGGACAGACUUAACCAAGCAAGUUCACAGGAUCAUGAUUAGUUACAAACAUCAAGUAAAAUGAAGUUAAAAUAAAUUAUUAUUUUCUAUUUGACCUGCUC
Molecule: messenger RNA, 4106 nt
Organism: Mus musculus (house mouse)
Lineage: Eukaryota; Metazoa; Chordata; Mammalia; Rodentia; Muridae
Gene: Pdzrn3
Product: PDZ domain containing RING finger 3
Exons: 10
Coding region: 10-3201 (1063 amino acids)
Biological process (GO): protein ubiquitination
Cellular component (GO): cytosol; synapse; cytoplasm
Molecular function (GO): zinc ion binding; ubiquitin protein ligase activity
Source: RefSeq, marked validated